Puntigrus tetrazona (Sumatra barb) is the source of this 2908-nucleotide messenger RNA. Its product is annotated as macrophage mannose receptor 1-like. Lineage: Eukaryota; Metazoa; Chordata; Actinopteri; Cypriniformes; Cyprinidae. The record is from RefSeq and is a predicted model, not a curated record. Bases 110 to 1204 code for a protein of 364 amino acids. The transcript is spliced from 5 exons.
UUUGCAUGAAAAGCGCCGCUGGGAAAAGCAGAAAGAGAUGAUCAGUGAUUCCAGUCUGUCCUGAGAAAAGAAGAAACACGAACACAUCUGAAUCACAUCAUCUACAGAAAUGGAGAGAAUCACAUUGAUGUCUCUUCUGUUCACAGCCGUGGUCAGUUCAUCUCCACGUCAGUAUCACUUUGUGAAUCAGAGGAUGAACUGGACUGAAGCUCAGAGAUACUGCAGAGAAGAACACACAGAUCUGGUCACUAUCAAUGACAUACAAGAACAGAACGAGACAAAACAGCUCAUAAACAGUAACCCUGAGCGUGUCUGGAUUGGGCUGAAGGACUCAUGGAUGUGGUCUCUGACUGACCCUGACUACAGAGGAAAUGAGUCUCAGUAUAGGAACUGGGGAACAACACAACCAAAUAGAUAUGGAGACUGUGUUUCUAUGAACACUGAUGGACAAUGGAAUAAUAUAAAUUGUGGUACCACAAGGAGUUUCAUCUGCUAUAAUGUCAGUACAGGAUUCGUCCCUGUACAGGAGCGAAUGAACUUCACAAACGCUCAGAAAUACUGCAGAGAGAACCACACAGCUCUGGUCAGUGUGAGGAACCAGAGUGAGAAUGAAGAGAUUAAGAACAUCAUAAAUCAGAACCUAACUUCUCCUAAAGAGUCCUGGAUCGGUCUGUACAGAUUCUGGGUUUGGUCAGAUAACAGCCCCGUCACAUUCUUAUACUGGAAACAAGGUGAACCUAAUAACAUCCCUAACGGAAACAUCAUCUGUGCAUCGACUGGUUUCAGUGAUAAAGGACAAUGGACAGACGAGUACUGUGGAGAACUGCAUCCCUUUGUGUGUUAUGAUGAUAAACUGGUUCUGAUCGGAGAGAAUAAGACGUGGACUGAAGCUCUGAGAUACUGCAGAGACAGAGACAUGGACCUGGUGUCGGUAUAUUCGGAGCAGAUACAGCGACGGGUGAUGAAUGUGACCUCGAGAGCCUCGUCCAAUCACGUGUGGCUGGGUCUGCGUCACUCCUGCAUCGUGGGAAUCUGGUUCUGGAUCAACGGUCAGACCAUCUGCUACGAUCGGUGGACUCUUGAUUACGACACCGGACUGGACGACUGUGUUAAUACGAUCAGAUCCGGAGCCAUUCGGACCAACGAUAAUUUCUGGAUCAGCCUCCCUGAAACUGACAGAAACAACUUCAUCUGUGUCAAGUGAUCACUGGAGAGAAACUGAUCACAUGGAAUCCCAAAUUAUAAAUAUUUAGUACUAUUUCAAAAUACCUAUAAUUAGAGGGUCAUCACUUUCUUAUUCCAUAUUCACACAAUGCCAGUAAAUUACGCACUAAAAUAUAAUCAAAAAUAUCUGCAUUUUGUUUAAAUGUUUUCUAAAUAAAAGUUUCGUUUUUGGUCAUUUGUAACCAAUAACAGACCGAAAAUGUACAAGUAAUUACCAACUGUGUGUUUGAGUCAAAUAACAAUCAAUCAAGCUGUCAAUGUCUAACAGUUUUUUCACAAUAUAUACAGAAUGUACAUAUAUUUUUAGAGACGCACUGAAAUUUAUCCGCCGAGAGAGAAAACGCCAAAAAUACGAGCCGAAAAAUAGGCUAUGUAAUAUUUUAUUAGUCGCAGUCCGACUCUCUGCUCAGUAUUUCGCUCAAUGAAUGCGCUUCAGCUCUUAUAGCAGCCUACCCCUCAUGUUUAGUACUUGUUCAUGUUUACAGUAGCGCUCCUGUGCUGUUACUCGAUGUAGUAGAGCUGGCGCUAGGCUGAGUGGGAUCCAUAUGCAGCGUUUAUUGGCUUGGUCGUACAGACAGGGACAAAACUACGGCAAAACGGAGCAAGGAGGACGAUCCAAAUAGCAGAACAGACGAGCAGAAGGUCUGGGGCAGGCAGAGAACCACCAGAGAGCAGAUAGACAGUCCGGGGUCGAUAACAAGGCAGAGAAUACAAUGGUAAACCCUCAGAAAUGAUCACCGUAGCAAAUCAAGACUUCGCACAGGUAGAACUUACUAGUCCAUUUAAAUAGGGGAAGUAUUGAGCAGUGGGCGUGGCGAAGGGGACAGGUGUGUAUUCAGCCCCAGGUAAGAGGCAGUAUGGGAAGUGGACCGGUUAAUACUCGAGACCGCCCUCUGGUGGCACGGAGGACACGGCCCGGUAACCUCCAUGGCAACACUGCUCACAUGCUCUGAUAAUAAUAGCUUAGGACAAUUAGUUAUAUCUGAUUCUGUUGCAUUGUAAAAUGCAAUAAUAAAAAAAAUAUUGCAUUGCUAUUUAAUAUGAAGGUAACACUUUACAAUAAGGUGCCCGCAUUGUGCAGGUGUUGCCAAAUCCACAUUUUCCCCACAGAAUCGGGCUAGUUUGUCCUCUGUUGCCGCGGGUUGUUUUUCAAUUGGUGGGUUGACGCGACCCCACAAAUGGGACACUCACCUCCCUGAACAUGGUUGGGCUAGUUUUGGACCAGUUCGGAGAAACAACUCGUCACGUUCAAAACAAUCAUGUGAACAGCUAUACAAUAAAAUCAGAUCUAAGUAAAAAUUCUGCAUGCAGUGUGAACAUAGCUUUCAUGUCUGUUUGAACUUCUGUCAUGUUUAAGUUUAAUUAUGCGAUUCAGUUUACAUUUACUGUGCUUUUUGUCAUUUUUGCUUUAUUUAGUGCAUAUUAUUUAGCGCCUACAUUUACAUCUGUGAACUCAUAUGUUCUGGGAAAUCAAUCUACAAUGACUGCAUUUAUAAUCCCGUGUAAUUACAUGCACCUUGAUAUGCUGUUUAAACAUGCUUUAGUUUUGUUUUAAUGGAUUUUAUCGUUUCUGCACAUUUUCUCAUUUCUGAUUGUAAUUGCUAAUUAUGUUGCUCACCUGUGUCUCAUUAAUUUCUUUCAUUAUUGUUUUACAGGGAUAAUAAACGUUAAUUGACUCCAUUAA